AUGUGGACUUCUACGUCGACGAAAGAUAGGCGAUCCCAGCCAGAAUUCAAGAUCGGAUACCCUAAACGACUCCUGUGGGAUGAAUUCGAACAAUCUGAGCCAGAGUAUUUCCCUAUCCCUAAAUUUAGGGAGCUCGUCCCAAGGAGAUCCUACUCUCCAACGCCAACCUUCAGCUCGCAUCGGAUCUAUCCAGUGACUAUGAAACACUGCUCUACCCUCCCGCUCUGUCUUCCAGCCUGCUACACACUGCAAGAGGCUCCAGGGCAAGUCUCGUCGACCGUCUGGACAGUGGGUAUAGGUGUCUCCGGAUCGGCUGUGGCCGGUCGACCCAACUAG
This is a messenger RNA of Microsporum canis CBS 113480, 336 nucleotides long. RefSeq lists its product as uncharacterized. The transcript has a single exon. The record is from RefSeq and is a predicted model, not a curated record. The coding region runs from base 1 to 336 and encodes 111 amino acids. NCBI's taxonomy places the organism in Eukaryota, Fungi, Ascomycota, Eurotiomycetes, Onygenales, Arthrodermataceae.